AUGGAUGGGUAUGCGAGAGCAUAUAUUGCUCAUAAUCUACCAUUGCUUGUAGUAUCCGGAUUAGGAGCUGAUCCAUCGCCAACCAAUGCCAGAUUAAAGGAAGGAGGGGUGAUAAUCACUUCGGAUAUUGCGCCAUUGGAAUCGGAGGAUGCGAAAUAUAUCCUAAAAUAUUUCAAGGACAAUGAUGCGGAGAACCUCCCCUGGAAUGGACAUGAGUAUAGUGAGAAGAAUAAGUUUAAGGUCAAGGUCAUUGGAAGGGAUUAUAUAUUACCAAGUCGCAAGGCCCCGCCUCCAACGAGUGCCUCGCGCUCUCCCGAUUCUGGAAGCCCAGCUCCGAAUUCUAGGCUUGUUUUACACUCUCCGUUGUCUCCAUUAACCCCUGGAGCAACAGUCUUCCCAGAUGGAUUAUUGGAUACAAAGUGGAUGGACAAGCACCAAGAUCUCGUACCAAGCGCAUAUCUCUCAUUCUACAAUUUUACAUCUGAUCCGAAUCUAGCAACUCUACAUGAUAAUAAGUUGAAGACGGAUAUCAACAACAUCAAAAACAUAUUGAGCAAAUCUGGUUACAAAACUCGACUUAUGAUUGCAUUGUUGAGCGAAGCACCUGGCGUGCCAUCUCCUGAUGUAGAAGAGCGUCUUUCCAAUAUUCGUAAAGCAACCGGUCUUGAUACGAAGACUUCUUUGUUUUUCUUGCCUCCGCAAAGUUCUUAUGUUGAACUUGAAGCAUUUGUCGAAACAAUUUAUUUUACCAUAUACCCGCUUUGUAUUGAAUAUUACCGUGACUUGAGCAAGCACUCAAGAAGAAAGCGCAACAGAGGCGUAGUGCCACCCCCAACAGCACCGCCCACAUCAGGAAGUUCACAAACAUUGACUGGACAAGGAUGGAAUGUGAGAUAUGAUUUCAAGCUUGGGGUCUUUGCCGAAUUCAGGCAGGAAAUGGAUGUAGCUGUUCGCUCAUACGAGAGUGGCUACGAAGCAUUGUUGGGUGAAGAAGUCCUCGAAACCAUUGCUACUUGGAGUCAUCGUUUCAAUGAAGGGCGUCUCAUCGCCGACGUCUUUGCUAUAAGAAUAUUGCGUUGUCUGUUAUGGAAUGGACAUACAUCAACGGCAGUCCGUAGAUGGCAAUUACAUCGGGAUAGGAUACGUGACUUUGUGGAUCGUAGAGGUAAAGGUUCAUCGACAUAUGGCUGGCAAGCAUGGGAAGCUCGUUGGGCAACCAUUAUGGCAGAGAUUAUCGAGAAAGUUGGCUUCUCCGAUUUUAAACAAUCAAAUUCGACGAUAUAUUUGCCACUUGACAAAGUUACUACAAGCGGAGUCCAGCCUUGGGAGAAUCUUCAUCAUCCAGGCUACUGGUACCGUGAGGCUUCGAAACAUUUAAUGGCUCGUCGAGCUCUUGCUUUGUCAAUACCGGAGGAAGAUAGGUCCCCACCCGGAUCCUCUCCUGCAUCACAAAUUGCGAGUAGAGUCUAUACCUAUGAUACAUAUCUUUGCCCCCAGCCGCAUGAAGAAAAUCCCUUACCUGGUCGCAAAGGUGUUGAUCAUGCAACUCUUAUUAUUGACGUUCUGAACAAAGCCAUUGCCGAAUUUCAAAUAAGAGGACAAGAUCGUCUAGUGCAAGAGCUCUUAUUUCAAUGUGGAAAAGAACACAUGAAACGCGAAGCAUGGGAUGAUGCUUUGAGAAUUCUUCGUGCUUUAUGGCAGAAAAUGACGUAUAGAAAUGAAGGGUGGUGGGUUGUCGUUGAGGAGAUCGCAUGGACGUUGAGAAAGGCUGCAGCUAAGGUCGGUGAUGGAGGUACAGUCGUUGCUGUGGAUUGGGAGCUUUUACAUACCUGCUUUGUCCGUCAAUCCAAUUGGCAUUAUAAUAUCGAGAAGUCUCUAGAGGGUUUAAGUACGGUCAAAGUCAAGCCCGCUGUUGUACUUCAUGCCGAGGAAAUUCAAUCCUUCUUGACCGCUUCAUAUGCUUUCGAAAAGUCUGAAGGAAAGGUGGGCGAGCAUUCAUUAUCCCAACUAGCAGUCAGAUCAUCUGCCCUUGCUUCUUCAACCCCAGUAACGAUCAACGAAAUACGUCUAGAGUUCACAGGUAGCAUGAAACCCAUUGUUCUGCGUCACAAAACUAGCGCUGAAGUAUCCGGGACCCCGAAAUCUGGCGUCUUGUACAGGAAGUCUCCCUUGAUCGAUGAAUCAACCGUAGAAAAAGGACAUGAUCCGGUGGAUUUGCCCACUCGACAAACAUUGACAAGCUACGAGGAUCUUACUUUCAGCCCCGGUCAGAUUAAGGUCUUCGAAUUUGUCAAUCUUCUAAGAGAAGCAGGGGAUGCAAGGGCGUCGAAAGUCACAUUUUCUAUCGCCUCAGACCUUUUUGACUUUGAUUAUGUCCAUUCUUUUGACAGACCGACAUUUCCAGAGAUGUGGUAUGGCGAGUCUGGGAUGAAGAAGAAGCUCGUUCGUACCAGGCCAUCCUCCCUUCACGUACUUCCCAAGCCACCUAAACUAGAACUUCGCAUUCUCGAGUUCCAGGAACAAUACUACACAAAUGAGCUCAUUUCUUUACAUCUCGAGUUGAAGAAUGGAGAGGAAAUCGAUUCUGUCGUGGACAUAGAAGCCCGUCUUCUUGGAGAAAACGUUCCAUCCAAUAUCAUUUUGAGGCGUCUCGAUCGAGAAAAUCAACCAAACGAUAGUGAUUCUGAAGAGGGAGACGACCAGGAACUGUCACUGGGCACGAUUGCAAGUGGCUCCUCUAUCAUUGUGGAGAUGCUCAUCUCAUCUAUAGAUAUACCGGCAGUUUAUGAUCUUAGUCUCAAAGCUUCAUACAACCUCAUAACAGAUAUGGAAACGCCCGUCUCACAAACGAUGUCGGCACAGCUUUCUAUCUUGAACCCUUUUGAGGCUAAUUACGAUUUCUCCCCACGUAUUCAUCCAGACUCUUGGCCAAGCUUCUUCACCCACGAAGAAUUAUUGGAAAGUAGUCAGGAUGAACAAGAGAAUGAUCAUAAAGCCUAUGGGCUGGCACAAAAGUGGUGUCUAACAACUCGCUAUGCUUCAUUCGCCACAGAAGACAUAAUGGUCGAAGAUGUUGACGUCGAAAUUCUUGGUGUGCAGGGCGGUAUCAAUUGUGCCACGAGAAAGAUAACCACGAUCCCCGAGGGAGGCAUAAUAGUUAGUCCGAAAGUACUCGAGGAAGCUCAAUUCGAUGCCUUUACCCAAAAAUACUCGCUGGACGACCGAGGUACUGCCACUCUCGAUCUAUCCCUUGUCAUCAAAUGGCGCAGAAAUAAAGACGGCUCCACUACCAAUACAUGCAUAGUCCCCGUCCCACGACUCCUCGUUUCAAGUAGCGAGCCCCGAGUCCUAGCCGCCGUAACCUAUUCCUCAACCAUCCAAUCCAUGAUUCACUUCGACGUCACCAUCGAGAAUCCAUCCCAUCACUUUCUCUCUUUUGCCAUAACCAUGGAACCCAGCGAACAAUUCGCCUUCUCGGGUGUCAAACAAUCUACAUUGCAACUAGUGCCGCUUUCGAGAAGGAUCGUCAAAUUUAGAUUAUUGCCGACGCUUAGAGGUGAUUGGAUUGGUCCAAUUAGAUGUGUGAUUAGGGAUAGAUAUUUUCAGAAGGUUUUGAAGAUUGCGCCGACGGAUGGUAUGAAGAGUGAUAAGGAUGGUUUACUCAUUUGGGUUCCGAGUGAUGAGGAGUUUUAG
Molecule: messenger RNA, 3693 nt
Organism: Sclerotinia borealis F-4128
Lineage: Eukaryota; Fungi; Ascomycota; Leotiomycetes; Helotiales; Sclerotiniaceae
Source: the annotation of a GenBank genome assembly